Molecule: messenger RNA, 434 nt
Organism: Dermacentor silvarum
Lineage: Eukaryota; Metazoa; Arthropoda; Arachnida; Ixodida; Ixodidae
Product: transcription factor RFX4-like
Exons: 2
Coding region: 39-434 (131 amino acids)
Biological process (GO): regulation of transcription by RNA polymerase II
Molecular function (GO): RNA polymerase II cis-regulatory region sequence-specific DNA binding; DNA-binding transcription factor activity, RNA polymerase II-specific
Source: RefSeq, a predicted model, not a curated record
UGCGCGCGGCCACGCACAGCCCGAGCGCGCACACGAGCAUGCAGGACGACGCCAGGCCGGUCAAGAGCGAGUGGGGCUGGCUGCGACCCCACUCGACGCCCGCCACGCUGCUCUGGCUGCAGCAGAACUACGAGGUGGCCGAGGGCGUGUGCAUCCCCAGGAACACGCUGUACCUGCACUACGUGGACUUCUGCGCGCGCAACGCCAUGCAGCCUGUGAACGCGGCCAGCUUCGGAAAGGCACGCCGCAUGCUGCACGCCCCGUCGAUGGCAGCGAGUGACGAUAGCUUCCGGCUCACGCAGAUCAUCCGGCAGCAGUUCCCGCAGCUGACCACGCGGCGCCUGGGCACCCGGGGCCAGUCGCGCUACCACUACUACGGCAUCGCGGUGCGCGCCGGGUCGCUCUACUUCGAGCCUCCGUACGCCAAGGGGUGA